Saccoglossus kowalevskii is the source of this 461-nucleotide messenger RNA. Its product is annotated as transmembrane channel-like protein 7. NCBI's taxonomy places the organism in Eukaryota, Metazoa, Hemichordata, Enteropneusta, Harrimaniidae. Gene Ontology annotation, cellular component: plasma membrane. Gene Ontology annotation, molecular function: mechanosensitive monoatomic ion channel activity. The record is from RefSeq and is a predicted model, not a curated record.
ACAUUGAAUGCUAUUUAUGUAAUCAUAGACCUUCUCAUGUCACCUGGAACUGUUUUGAUAGUCGCUAUUUUACUAAGUCUCCUUGUAUACUACUUUAGCUCAAUUGCCACAGGCAGCAAACAAUUAGUGGCAAAAUUACGAGUACAAAUCGGUGUUGAAGGCAAAGACAAAAUGUUCCUGUUGAAAUUAUUACAAGACAGAGUGAAACAACUCCCUGUGGAUGCUCAGCUUGAAUACAAAGCCAGUCUGACUAAUCCUAAAUCUGGUGAACAUAACGGAUCAGCAUUUGCCGCUAGCCAUAUGAACGGCGUGUAUGGUUCGGAUGUUAUACGAUCUACAGCAGCGAUUGAAGCUGAUAUUGAUGACUACGAUCACCACCAAAAGUAUUCUUAAUUACAAUGUUUGUUACUUACGUUUUUGUAAACGUUACAUUUCUCUGAUAAAACAAUGUGAAAUGUGGG